Guyanagaster necrorhizus is the source of this 240-nucleotide messenger RNA. RefSeq lists its product as uncharacterized. Bases 1 to 240 code for a protein of 79 amino acids. Gene Ontology annotation, molecular function: acyltransferase activity, transferring groups other than amino-acyl groups. The record is from RefSeq and is a predicted model, not a curated record. NCBI's taxonomy places the organism in Eukaryota, Fungi, Basidiomycota, Agaricomycetes, Agaricales, Physalacriaceae. The transcript has 3 exons.
AUGACACCGCUCCUGGCGGUCGACCCACCCUACCCACGCCGUGGAAUCGUGACUGCCAUGUUCAAAGAAAUGACCAGUCAGGCGAUCCAAGAUAAGACAAUCAUGGUCAUUGGUGCAGACAAUGAUAUCAAUGUUCAUGUUUAUGAGAGUUUCGGGUUCGAACUGAAGGGUAAGACCGUUCUUGCGAGCUCUGUUAAGGGAGAAAGCUAUCGGCUUUUCGCGCUGAAGAAGACUCCCUGA